GGGGUGCGCGACCGGAGCGGAACGGAAAGGGGUCGGAGUCGCAUCCCGGCCGGAGCGGCGUGCUCAGUGGGACCCGAGGUCUGUCUGCAGGUUCUGAGCAUCUGAUCCCUGAACUGGAGUGUCUGCUGCCGCCCCCUUAUUCUCUGCAGAGAUGUCUGUCACCUACGAUGAUUCUGUGGGAGUGGAAGUGUCCAGCGACAGCUUCUGGGAGGUCGGGAACUACAAACGGACUGUGAAGAGGAUUGAUGAUGGCCACCGCCUGUGUGGUGACCUCAUGAACUGUUUGCACGAGCGGGCACGCAUCGAGAAGGCAUAUGCACAGCAGCUCACUGAGUGGGCCCGACGCUGGAGACAGCUUGUAGAGAAGGGACCACAGUAUGGGACCGUGGAGAAGGCCUGGAUGGCUGUCAUGUCUGAGGCAGAGAGAGUGAGCGAGCUACACCUGGAAGUGAAGGCAUCACUGAUGAACGAAGACUUUGAGAAGAUCAAGAACUGGCAGAAGGAAGCCUUUCACAAGCAGAUGAUGGGAGGCUUCAAGGAGACCAAGGAAGCAGAGGAUGGCUUUCGGAAGGCCCAGAAGCCCUGGGCCAAGAAGCUGAAAGAGGUGGAGGCGGCAAAGAAAGCACACCACACAGCGUGCAAAGAGGAGAAGCUGGCCGUCUCCCGGGAAGCCAACAGCAAAGCAGACCCAUCCCUCAACCCUGAGCAGCUGAAGAAACUGCAGGACAAGAUAGAAAAGUGCAAGCAGGACGUUCUAAAGACCAAGGACAAGUAUGAGAAGGCCCUGAAGGAGCUUGACCAGACUACACCGCAGUACAUGGAGAACAUGGAGCAGGUGUUCGAGCAGUGCCAGCAGUUUGAAGAGAAGCGCCUGCGCUUUUUCCGAGAGGUUCUGCUAGAGGUUCAGAAGCACUUGGACCUGUCCAAUGUGGCUAGCUACAAAGCCAUUUACCGGGAGCUGGAGCAGAGCAUCAAAACAGCUGAUGCUGUAGAGGACCUGAGGUGGUUCCGAGCUAACCAUGGGCCAGGCAUGGCUAUGAACUGGCCACAGUUUGAGGAUGAAGAGUGGUCUGCAGAUCUGAAUCGAACUCUCAGCCGAAGAGAGAAGAAGAAGGCUGCUGAUGGUGUCACCCUAACAGGAAUCAACCAGACAGGUGACCAGUCUGGACAGAACAAGCCUAGCAGCAACCUUAGUGUCCCGAGCAACCCCGCCCAGUCCACGCAGUUACAGUCCAGCUACAACCCCUUCGAGGACGAGGACGACACGGGCAGCAGCGUCAGUGAGAAGGAGGACAUUAAGGCCAAAAAUGUCAGCAGCUAUGAGAAGACUCAGAAUUACCCCGCUGACUGGUCUGAUGAUGAGUCUAACAACCCUUUCUCCACGGAUGCCAAUGGGGACUCUAACCCGUUUGACGAGGACACUACCUCAGGAACAGAAGUGCGAGUUCGAGCCCUCUAUGACUAUGAGGGACAAGAACACGAUGAGCUGAGCUUCAAGGCUGGGGAUGAGCUGACCAAGAUAGAGGAUGAAGAUGAACAGGGUUGGUGCAAGGGACGUUUAGACAGUGGCCAGGUUGGCCUAUACCCAGCCAACUAUGUCGAGGCUAUCCAGUGACAGUCCAUGGGCAGGCUGGCGGAGAGAUGGACAUGGGCAGUUCAGGAGCUCCGUUAGCCUUGACCUGGGCAGUGACACCUCUAGUGCCCCAGCAGCCAUGUAGGCAUCCACUCCCCCUGCAAAAGACGAUGGCUCUGCUGUCCUUGGCUUCCUAGUGUGCUGUGACGGCAGAUGAGCUGGUGAUUUCACUGCGCACUUGGCCCCUUUCCAAGCACAUCUGGGCAGAUCUGGGCACAGGAAGAUAUGGUCCAACAGCGAGCCAGGCCCCUCCCACCCUCCAGCUCUCUAUCAUGGAUCUGCACCUUCUUGCCCUUGUCUCUCCUGAGUCAAUGACGGAUCAUACUGAUUCUGGUUCCAUUGAUUAUUUUCUCUGAUGAGGCCCUACCUGCAAGUUCAGUGAACAGACUUACGUGCCAUUUCUGAGUAAAGAGUUUGAGGUUUUAAUUUAAAGGCAAUGUACAGUUAUACUUUUUUAUAUGCUCUUCCAGUCAGUUAAAUUAUGGCCUACACUGAUCUGAGAUGUUCUUCUCCACGUGAGCUGUCUUCAUUUCUCUGUGCUGUGUCCAGAUUGGGGUUGCUACAGCAGGGGUUCACUGGCAAGUGCCAGUUGCAGGAGUAACCUGUGCAAUGUCCCCAACCCUUCCAUAUUUAGAAAGUAUUUUCACUCUAUCCCUGCUUCAGUUUUUGCAGAUUAACAGUUUUAUUAGUGAUUUGGAAAGUUACCAGUGAGAAGACUAACUUUUCACAACAGCUGCCUCUGUAGACUGCGGUGCUUUACAUUAGACCGUCACGUCUCCUGUAUGUCUGUAUAUGUUAUUUGAUACUGAGAGUCUCUAGAGUUCACCCUCUGCUGAAUGAGAGCUGGUGGCUUCUGAUAGCAGAUCCUGCCAACUGCUUGAAGCCCAUGACAUUGAAGUCCAGGCAUGGCUGGCUAACAGCCCUACCAGUUAAGAUGUGGCUCUAACCUCAGAGUGGAGAUACUGGGGAGACUGAUUCCACUGGUCAGGGCCCAAGCUUCGUGACAGCACUGGAAAAGCUCCUAGGAUUUUGUAGUAGUCACAGGCUUCACAGUCCCUGUGUCACUCACUGGAGAGUUGGAGGGGUUCAACACCCCCCCUGAAAAACACACACACACACACACACACACACACACACACACACACACACACACACACACACACACACAUUCCUCCAAUUGCCCUGUCCUCAGGUGCAGUGGGACUGUUAUGAGCCCCAGGGAUGGGCACAAAGAGGACUUUUAUUUUGUUAGCUCGGACAGUGUGCAAUGGUGCACAUCACAACUUGUGUUUCUUCAGUGUUUGGCAUGAGCGCUGUUUCGCUGUGGCUGUGUCAUGAGAACUUACCAGCAGAAAUCCUUGUUCCUAAGCUACAGAAUGACCAAAAGCUGUCAAGAACUUAAUGUUUGGAAACUCCUUUAAAUGUAUAGUAUUUUAGAACAACAACAACAAAACUCAAUAAACAGUUGAUCUGUGUA
This is a messenger RNA of Rattus rattus (black rat), 3110 nucleotides long. RefSeq names its product protein kinase C and casein kinase substrate in neurons 2 (gene Pacsin2). Bases 152 to 1615 code for a protein of 487 amino acids. Gene Ontology annotation, biological process: plasma membrane tubulation; actin cytoskeleton organization; regulation of endocytosis. Gene Ontology annotation, molecular function: phospholipid binding; protein binding. The transcript has 12 exons. NCBI's taxonomy places the organism in Eukaryota, Metazoa, Chordata, Mammalia, Rodentia, Muridae. The record is from RefSeq and is a predicted model, not a curated record. Gene Ontology annotation, cellular component: cytoplasm; plasma membrane; endosome.